GCAAGCCGAGUCAAGCUUGAUACGUUGGUGUCACGCACGUGUGGUGUUUGGACUGGAUUUGUACCUCUUCCUCGAACCAGAGUGCGGUAUACUUGUGGGGAAAAUUAUUACCAACACAGAGGUUGGAAACAGAAAUGGCGUCCCCAUCCAAGUCCCCCACCACCCAGAGUCCAGGGAAGUCUGGACGGCUCAGUAGUCAGCCGUCAGAACUCAUGCUGCCCACACAACGGGUCAAAAUGAUCAUGAAGAGCUGUCCAGAUGUGGAGACAGUUCCUCAGGAAAGCUUGUACCUCAUAACCAAAGCUACAGAGCUCUUCAUUCAGUACCUGACCCAGCAGGCUCACAGUCAGGCCACUGAUACCUCCUCCCUGCGCUAUGAUGACCUGGCUACAGUCGUCCACUCCCUGGACCACCUCGAGUUCUUGAGGGAGACCAUACCUCAAAAGAUAACUUGGGCCGAGGCACAGAAACUCAUGGAACAGUAUGAUAAUAAAUUUGAAGGAUUUCAUUAAAGGUCACAAAAAGUGCAUUUUUAUAAUGACAUGAAAAAGGGUGAUUAACUUAUAGGCAACUAUUGUUAGCUUUGUUAACAAUAGAAUUUUCUCUUGGUAAGAAUAUUUCAUCAUGUCAGAGUGUACCUGGUACUGAAGAGUGUUUCCCUGAGAUUGAUUGAAUAUCAAAUACAUGUUCUUCAUUAGUGUGAUUUUGUGAUGUUCUGUGUUUGAACAGUAAAUAUCUCAGGAAAUUGCUACUCUGUGAACUUAAGAAAAAAAACAUAUGAUAGUAUUAAAAAGGCAUGAAUAAACUUAGUGUCUAUAUACUGGAGGACAAACUAUAAUUGUCACUGUGUUCAGUUGAGGCUGACAAAGCAUCUUGUCUCGUAAUGUUUGCCAUAUCAGUCUUUCCUGCUCACAUCAAAAAGACAGUAAGACAGAUAGGUUGUUGCUGUUAAACUCAUAUAGGUGUAAAUUCAUUAAAUUAUAUGUAUAUAUUUUUAAUUGGUUUGCAGUAAGCAGUCAGUAUUAAGGAAAUUGUAUUAGGAUGUAAAGCUAUAUUCAUGAUGUGACAACAUAAUAUUUAGCACUUUGAAUAUUUUUGUGAUGUCAUGAGAAUCAUAUUAGCUUUAAGUGCUGCCUUCCAGUGUUUCUUUUAAUAGAUUUAAAUUAUCUAUUUAACUCCUAAUUGCAUAGUUUUUAUGAUAGUGAAGUACCAUGCAACAUUUGCUGGCUGUAUCAGGUAGCCUAUUGUUUAACAGAAUAGAUAUUAUCAUUGUAUUUUAUCCAUUGUGUAAAAUUACACAAAAAAAAAUAAUUAAAAUGGAAAGUGAAAUUUAAA
This is a messenger RNA of Portunus trituberculatus (swimming crab), 1335 nucleotides long. RefSeq names its product U6 snRNA-associated Sm-like protein LSm3. The record is from RefSeq and is a predicted model, not a curated record. Lineage: Eukaryota; Metazoa; Arthropoda; Malacostraca; Decapoda; Portunidae. Gene Ontology annotation, biological process: P-body assembly; mRNA splicing, via spliceosome. Gene Ontology annotation, molecular function: protein heterodimerization activity; RNA binding. The transcript has 2 exons. Gene Ontology annotation, cellular component: U4/U6 x U5 tri-snRNP complex; precatalytic spliceosome; Lsm1-7-Pat1 complex. The coding region runs from base 135 to 512 and encodes 125 amino acids.